UCUCACAACAGUCCUUAGAAAAAAAUUGGAAGCUCAUUCGGGAUGAGGGGCUUGCUGUGAUGGAUAAAAAAAGCAGCCUUUUCUUGCCUGAAGAUGAGAAUCUACGCGAAAAAGGAGACUGGAGCCAGUUUACCCUAUGGCAACAAGGAAGAAAAAAUGAGAAUGCUUGUAAAAGUGUUUCGAAAACGUGUGCUUUAUUGGAAAGAUUCCCGGAAGCUACUGGCUGCAGAAGAGGGCAGAUCAAAUAUUCCAUCAUGCACCCAGGGACUCAUGUCUGGCCCCACACAGGGCCCACCAAUUGUCGGCUAAGGAUGCACUUGGGCUUGGUGAUACCUAAGGAAGGCUGCAGAAUUCGGUGUGCCCAAGAGAACAGGACCUGGGAAGAAGGAAAAGUUCUUAUUUUUGAUGACUCAUUUGAGCAUGAAGUAUGGCAGGAUGCUGAAAAUUAUCGCCUGAUAUUCAUUGUGGAUGUGUGGCACCCGGAGUUAACAGCACAACAGAGACGCACUCUUCCUGCUAUUUAAGGAGUUCCUUCUGAUGGGCAGAGCAGAGGAGCUUUAAUUGGAGUAUGCAGAUAGGAUUAAUGUAUCCAGCAUAUGAAGGGUACAAGUUUUGAUAGGAUUAGAAGAGAUAAGGGUGACAUACUGCAAUCACAGAGGACUUGAUUUUAAAAAAAA
Apaloderma vittatum (bar-tailed trogon) is the source of this 677-nucleotide messenger RNA. Its product is annotated as aspartyl/asparaginyl beta-hydroxylase-like. NCBI's taxonomy places the organism in Eukaryota, Metazoa, Chordata, Aves, Trogoniformes, Trogonidae. The transcript is spliced from 4 exons. The record is from RefSeq and is a predicted model, not a curated record. Bases 60 to 524 code for a protein of 154 amino acids. Gene Ontology annotation, cellular component: endoplasmic reticulum. Gene Ontology annotation, molecular function: peptidyl-aspartic acid 3-dioxygenase activity. Gene Ontology annotation, biological process: peptidyl-aspartic acid hydroxylation.